This is a messenger RNA of Leptidea sinapis, 1462 nucleotides long. RefSeq names its product facilitated trehalose transporter Tret1-like. Lineage: Eukaryota; Metazoa; Arthropoda; Insecta; Lepidoptera; Pieridae. Gene Ontology annotation, cellular component: membrane. Gene Ontology annotation, biological process: transmembrane transport. Gene Ontology annotation, molecular function: transmembrane transporter activity. Bases 25 to 1425 code for a protein of 466 amino acids. The record is from RefSeq and is a predicted model, not a curated record. The transcript is spliced from 7 exons.
GGCGCAAGUAAAUGCAUAGCCCUAAUGGAACAGAAAUAUGAGUACUCAACAAUAGGUGCAAGAAAAAUGGAGACCAGUAUCAAAUUUCAGUUAAUAAUUAUUGCCUGCAUAAACAUUGGCCAAGUGAUCGUCGGAUACAGCGUGGGUUGGUCUGCACCAAUCAUACCAAAGCUACAAAACACAACAGAUUCACCGUUAGAUGAACCAAUCACAGAUUUGGAAGCGUCAUGGGUUGGCUCUUUACUGUACAUUGGUGCUAUGGUCGGUCCAUACGUAACAGGAAUACUAUCAAACCUCAUCGGUCGGAAGCCAUGUUUACUUAUCGGUGGAUUCCUCAAUAUAAUAUCGUAUAUUCUCGUUGUAACAACAAAGAAUAUCGCAAUGGUUUACGCUAUUAGAGUAAUAAGCGGUCUAGGGAUGGGUAUUACAACCGUUGGCAAUAUUGUGUACGUCGGAGAAAUUGCGUCAACUCAUAUACGAGGUAUCUUACUAACAUCAACAUCAAUUGUUGGGAUUUCUGGUACGUUGCUGGUUUAUGCGGUUGUACCCUACGUCUCGUAUGUCACUACAGGAUACAUAGCGUUGGCAAUAGCCCUGCUACAUAUUACUGCUAUUGUCUUCAUAGUACCAGAGUCUCCUGUUUAUUACGCAAUGAAAGGAAAAGACAUUCAGGCAACUAAGACUCUCAACCGGCUUGGAAGGUCUGGUGAUGUCGAAAAAAUCCUUGAAACUUUCUCCAGCAAGCAUCAUGCCGCGACAACAAAAAUUGAGGAUUGGACUGAAAUAUUUACAAUCAAAUCAAACAGGAUGUCCCUCUUCAUAACGUUUACACUUGGGGCAUUCCAGCAAACCAGUGGUGUUGCAGUCGUAUUAUUCUUUGCGACAACCAUAUUUGAGUUAGCCGGGUCUACAAUAAGGUCUGAUGUAGCAACAAUUAUAAUUGGUGUCACAAGAUUAGUAUCAAGUUUGAUCGCACCUGCUUUUGUAGAGCGGUCAGGAAGAAAGAAACUUCUGUUGAUAUCUAUGGCUGCUUGCGCGUUCAGCUUGUCAUUAUUAGGAUUGUACUUCUAUCUGGACAGAAUUGGAAGUUCAUGGUUAGAAAGUAUUGGAUGGCUACCAUUAGUUGCACUAAUUGUAUAUUUCUUCUGCUACGAAGCAGGAUUUGGAACAAUACCCAAUGCAAUAGUUGGUGAGAUGUUCAGGGUCAAUGUGCGGUCGAACGGCUCAGCGUUAGCCAUCACAAUGACUUGGCUUGUCGGUUUUGCUCUUACCACGAGCUUUAAUAGCAUGGUAGAGGCUCUAGGUGGAGAUGUUACCUUCUGGCUCUUUGGUGCAUCAUGUAUCCUGGCGUUCCUCUUCACAUAUUUCUGUUUGCCAGAGACGAAAGGAAAGACUCUUAAGGAAAUACAAGAUAUGUUAAGUUAAUUCGAAUAUGAUAUGAUUACAUUUUUUUAUAAAACUA